AUGGAAGUCGCAAAUCCAACACCACAUGUAUACCAAGAAUUAAACAUUCACCGAACAAUUCAAGAGAGCGUAGAAGACUUGUCUGUUCGCGAGCCAAUGGACUCAUUGGAGAUAUAUGAACACAUCAGACGAAUCAAAGACCCGGAACACCCGUCAGUGACUCUAGAACAAUUGAAAGUGAUUAGCCCAGAUUUGAUUACAGUCGACGAUGUUGGGAAUCACAUAGUUGUUAAAUUUACACCAACAGUCGACAAUUGUACUAUGGCCACUUUGAUUGGUCUUGCGAUUCGAACGAAACUCAUUCGUGUUCUUCCGUAUCGAAUUAAAGUCGACAUCUACUUGACAGAAGGGACCCACCAAACGGAGGAAGACGUGAACAAACAACUCAACGACAAAGAGCGUGUCGCGGCGGCCCUAGAAAAGCCGAGUCUUCUUGCUGUUGUCAAUAAGUGCUUGAUUUGA
Entamoeba invadens IP1 is the source of this 462-nucleotide messenger RNA. RefSeq lists its product as hypothetical. The record is from RefSeq and is a predicted model, not a curated record. NCBI's taxonomy places the organism in Eukaryota, Evosea, Mastigamoebida, Endamoebidae. The transcript has 2 exons. Gene Ontology annotation, biological process: iron-sulfur cluster assembly. The coding region runs from base 1 to 462 and encodes 153 amino acids.